Messenger RNA from Drosophila hydei, 2513 nucleotides. RefSeq names its product cap-specific mRNA (nucleoside-2'-O-)-methyltransferase 1 (gene Cmtr1). Lineage: Eukaryota; Metazoa; Arthropoda; Insecta; Diptera; Drosophilidae. Bases 25 to 2457 code for a protein of 810 amino acids. Gene Ontology annotation, cellular component: cytoplasm; nucleus. Gene Ontology annotation, biological process: 7-methylguanosine mRNA capping. The record is from RefSeq and is a predicted model, not a curated record. Gene Ontology annotation, molecular function: nucleic acid binding; methyltransferase cap1 activity. The transcript is spliced from 2 exons.
UAAAGGAAGAUAAACAAAUUAGCAAUGCAGCGUAAAGCGAAACUGUCUAGAACAAGGGAGGAGCAGUCGGACGAUGAGAACUUUGAGCCAAAGACAAAAAAGAUCAAACGCGACUGGCUUAAUAGCUAUUGCUAUUCCAACAAGGUCAUGGGCAUGAUGAAGAAAAUGGGCUACGAGGAUGACAAGGGUCUGGGCAAGAGCAAUCAGGGUCGUCUUGAGCCCGUCAUUGCUGUGCAGCAGGACGGACGGCGCGGAUUUGGUCUUAAACUAAACACCGUCCAUUGGACAGCGGGCAAGUGGGAUCCAAGUCUAGAGAAUUUGGAAAUACCGGAGCCAGUUAAUUGGCUUGAUCAAAAGGGUGACAAUUGUGGCUCCUAUACACUGGAACAGCUAAUGAUGCAUAUGGUAACCGGACCACGCAAACUCACCCUCGACGAUGAGACAAAAUUCUGCGAUCCCGAGAUCUUGGAGCACAUACUCAGCGCCAAGUCCUUCUUCGACGGCUUGAACGAUACUGAAAUGCGGCGGGCCCGCUCGCGCAGCAAUCCCUUCGAGAUGAUACGCAGCUCCAUCUUUCUAAACCGAGCCGCCGUCAAGAUGGCCAACAUGGAUUCCAUAUGCGAAUAUAUGUUCACCGAGCCCAGAGAUGAGCAUGGCAAUUCGCUAAUCGGCAGCAAUGAGCUGCUCUACUUCGCGGACAUGUGCGCGGGACCUGGCGGCUUCUCUGAGUACGUGCUUUUUCGGAAAUCGUGGGAGGCGCGAGGAUUCGGAUUUACGCUGCGCGGCACAAAUGACUUUAAGCUGGACAAGUUCUUUGCCGCCUCGCCGGAAUCGUUCGAUGCGUUCUAUGGCGACAAGGAUGACGGCAACAUAUUCGACACAAGCAACCAGGAUUCGCUGAAUGACUAUAUACGCAAGCACACACCGCAUGGCGUCCACUUUGCCAUGGCCGACGGCGGCUUCUCGGUCGAGGGGCAGGAGAACAUUCAAGAGAUACUCUCCAAGCAGCUGUAUCUAUGCCAGUUCAACACGGCCCUCAAGAUCGUGCGCGUCAAUGGCAGCUUUGUGUGCAAGCUGUUCGACCUGUUCACGUCAUUCAGCGUUAGCCUCGUUUACUUGAUGUACAAGUGCUUCCAGAAGAUAACAAUCAUUAAGCCAAACAGCAGCCGGCCAGCCAAUUCGGAGCGCUAUAUCGUCUGCAAGUACAAGCUGCCCGGCACGGAGGCCAUCAUUAGCUACUUGGACAAUGUGAAUCAGUUGCUGAACGAGGCGACCGAGCAGCAGCAGCAGCACAAGGAAGAUGUGCUGGAUGUGGUUGAGCUGUACAAUCACGACGAAAUGAUGAAGGAUGAACACUUCAUGCAAUACAUCGUCAAUUCGAACAAUGCGAUUGGCAAUAAGCAGAUUAUCGGGUUGCGGAAGAUUGCGUCGUUCGUACAGAAUCUGGAGUUGAAGGAGACGCGCCAGUCGGAGGUGCGGCAGAAGUGCCUCAAGUGCUGGGCAUUGCCCGACAAGCUGCGCCAGGCGCCAGAGGUGAAGCCGACGGAACGCUUCCUGGAGGAGCUGUUGGGCGAUUGGGCCGCCAAUCGCUCGUGGAUGCAUCAAACGGCCAAUGAGCAGAUGUCCGUGACGCAGCUGCAGAGAGAAAUCGCGAAUGUGAACGAUUGGCAUUUCAUGCCCAUCGGACGUGGCGAGAGCAAUAUCAAUGGCUGCACCCUCUUCCUGUGCAAGUCGCGUGGCAUUCUGUGGCGCUACACGGACCAUCGCAAAUGGGAGCAGGUGGAAACCAGUUUCAAUGUCCAGCCACGCUCCAUAUUCUUCGGCGAGAUUGUGUUCGAGUAUAGCGGCAAGGGACGCACGUCACAGAGUGUCUCAGCGCUCCACAUCAUGGACGCCAUCUGCUUGGGCGGCAUCGAAAUACGACGACGAGCGUUCCAUGAGCGCGUCAGCAUGUGCGAGAAGUUCGCGAGAAGUUUGAACAAGCCGCACAAGAAGGAGCGGACGUGCGGUGCCAUACGCUGCAAGCCGCUCUUCCGGCUCCAGGACAUGAGCCAGUUCUUUGACCAGAUGCGUCCCUAUUUGCUCAAGGACAACUCACAGCGUUUGGGCUACAUGUUAGACGACCACAAGUUCUUUGUGCCCGGCGGGAUUAUGAUCUUUUGCGAACUGACGCCCAACUUUGUGACAGCCCACUCGAGGUCCCGUCAGCAGGUCUACUAUUUCAAUACCAACACGAACGAGUCGCUGUACAAGGAGCAAAUCCUUCCGCAACGCUUCAAUGAGAUCUUCGCCUCAUUUCGCCAAAGCUACAUAAAUCGCAAGUUGUGGAAAUGGACGAGCACGCUACAGGUGGACGCGAGUGCCACCGAGAAGCAUCCCAAGAUACUAUACCGCAGCCAUUUCGAGCAGUUCAUCCGUAUGAAACUGACCUCCAACCCCAAUCAACUCAGAAGCUAAGUUCGAAUCUGGCUUGGAAUUCGAUUUUAUGGAUUUUUUUUAAACAGCAAACGAAA